Zootoca vivipara (common lizard) is the source of this 1251-nucleotide messenger RNA. It is a transcript of the gene KCNJ14, whose product is annotated as potassium inwardly rectifying channel subfamily J member 14. Gene Ontology annotation, molecular function: inward rectifier potassium channel activity. Gene Ontology annotation, biological process: potassium ion import across plasma membrane; regulation of monoatomic ion transmembrane transport. Gene Ontology annotation, cellular component: plasma membrane. The record is from RefSeq and is a predicted model, not a curated record. Lineage: Eukaryota; Metazoa; Chordata; Lepidosauria; Squamata; Lacertidae.
AUGGGGGUGGCCAAAGCCAUCCGUCGUUUCAGCGGGGGUGGCGGGGUGGGGGAGCUGCGGGAAGAGGAGUCCGUGGAGUCCCCCACCAGCUGCCACAACGGCAGGCCCGCCCCCGUCCGGCAGCGCAGCCGUUUCGUGAAGAAGAACGGCCACUGCAACGUGCAGUUCGUCAACAUGAGCGAGAAGAGCCAGAGGUACCUGACAGACAUCUUCACCACUUGUGUGGACAUCCGCUGGCGCUGGAUGUUCCUCAUCUUCUGCCUCUCGUUCGUGCUCUCCUGGUUGGUCUUUGGCUUCACCUUCUGGCUCAUUGCCGCCAUGAACGGGGACCUUGCCCCCGAGCAGCCUCCCAACUCAAAGCCCUGCUUCUCCGAGGUCACCAGCUUCAUGGCCGCCUUCCUCUUCUCCCUGGAGACGCAGACUUCCAUCGGGUACGGCUUCCGCAGUGUGACGGAGGAGUGCCCAUGCGCCGUCCUGGCUGUGGUGCUGCAGUGCAUUCUGGGUUGCAUCAUUGACGCCUUCAUCAUUGGGGCCAUCAUGGUCAAGAUCGCCAAACCCAAGAAGCGCAACGAGACCUUGGUCUUCAGCGAGACAGCCGUGGUGGCCAUGCGCGACGGGAAGCUCUGCCUCAUGUGGCGUGUGGCCAACCUGCGCAAGAGCCACCUGGUGGAGGCCCAUGUUCGGGCACAGCUGCUGCAGCCUCGUGUGACCCCCGAAGGCGAGUACAUCCCUCUGGACCACAACGAUGUCAACGUGGGUUUCGACAGCGGCACCGACCGCAUUUUCCUGGUGUCGCCUGUGACGAUUGUGCACGAGAUCGACGCCGAAAGCCCCCUCUACGAGUACGGCCCCGCAGACCUGGCCGAGGCUGACUUUGAGCUGGUGGUCAUCCUAGAAGGCAUGGUGGAAGCCACGGCAAUGACCACUCAGUGCCGCAGUUCCUACCUGCCCGGCGAGCUGCGCUGGGGACACCGCUUUGAGCCUGUGCUGUUUGAACGGCGCGGCCACUACGAGGUUGACUACCAGCACUUCCACCGUACCUACGAGGUGCCCGGAACCCCAACGUGCAGCGCCAAGGAGCUGAGCCACCGCAAAUACAGGGCGCCCCCUGCAGGAGCCACCGCAGCUCGCGCCUCCUUCUGCUACGAGAACGAGGUGGCGCUCAGCUGCUGCCGUGAGGAAGAGGAGGAAGAGGAAAGGCAGGGAAGCCGGAGGGUGAGCCUGGAGAAUGAGGCAGCCGCCACCACGUGA